CUCACCUCCCCCUCCGCUGCUCCUCCCCACCCCUACAACCAAUAACAGCCCGCUACGUUGAGCUCCCCCGGCCCAACCGCACUCUACCAUGCAAAGCCACCUAGGGCACCGCAGAGACGCAGUUCGGGCCCAAAACAAGACUCAACGGCUAACGGAUCGGUGCUUUAAAUACUUCGAUCCCCCAAAUUCCACCUUCUCCCAUGGGUGGUGUUUUGUACAGAUUCGCGUUUUACAUGCCUUUGAGAUGAGCACUUGAGAUAUGGCGGACGCUACACCCGUGCAAGCUGCUGCUGGGGCCGUGGUUCCCGUAUCAGCAGCGCCUCUGAAUGCGGUGGCGGUCCCGACAACGUUUAGGGAGCGAUUGGGGCAGUUUCGGAUUCUGGAGGAGAGGCGGUUGGAGCUUAUUGAGGAACUCCUCGACAAGCUCGAAAAGACAGAAGCAAAGCUCGCCCAGACCGAGCUAGACCUACAAUCCGAACAAAAUGUCCGCCGGACGCUGCAGGCCGAAGUGGUGGAAGCGAAGGAGAGGGAGAGCAGUUUGGCCCAGAAGCAGGCACGACGGCCCUUCGCCCUCGUCCUCAUCGACGCCGACGCAGAAGGCUUCACGUUCCAAGACAAAUACCUCACCAAACGCACCGCGGGCGGCGAAUCCCUCGCCGACGACCUCCUCAUCCGCACGCGCGAACUCCUCCGGCCCCUCUACCCCUCCGACGCAGACACCCUCGACAUCCUCAUCCGCAUCUACUCGAACCUCGAAUCCCUCGCCAACACGCUCGUCCGCGACUCCAAACUGCGCAACCUCGGCCAGCUGCGCGCCGCCUCGACGGGUUUCUGCGGGCGCAUCGCAGGCUUCGACUGGAUCGACGUCGGCGUCGCCAAGGAUGGGAUUAGUACCCGAAAGGUCAAGGAGAAUGUAGCUCUUUUCGCGCCGAAUUGCCAUCUGAGGCAUCUGUUCCUCGCGCUGGAUAAUAAAGCGAUGAGUCCGGCGUUUUUGACCGCGUUGCCGUUGCGGAACGGUCUGGCGAGUUUGACCCUGAUUGAGAGUGCGCCGCUGCCGCCUGCCAUAUCGUCGCUGCCGGAUCUCAGGACGGCGAAGUUGAGCUCCAUUUUUGCGCCGCUGCCGUUGCCGAAGUCGCCUCGAUCUAGAGGCAGGGGUGUUACGAGUGGGGGGUCGGGGCAUCAGUUGCAGCUUACGCAGCAGGAGGAUCCGGAUGGGGGGAGUACGUGGUUGGUCAUUCGGCCCGAGAGGAGUAAGAGUCAGGGGGUUGGUGGGUUUGGGAGUAGAGGGAGGAGAGGGGGGAGUGAUGAUGAGGAUAGCAGUUUGAGUAUUAGUAUUGGGCCGGAUAAUACGGUGAGUGUGGAUAGUGGGAGGCGGAGGAGGGUGGUGGGGUAGAAAGACUCAUAUAUGUACAGUGGAGCAAAAAGAUUGGGCUGGUAGUGUGAUCGAAUGGUAGAGAAAGGAUUGGAGCAGAUCGAGAAAAGGAUCAAAUGAAAUUGCAUUGGUUUUGGGUAUAAAAUGGGUCUACUUAGAAAUAGCAUGGCAGGCAAAAGCAUAUACUUACUACGUUCCACUCUCGACUCUGUUACCGGAUAUCCCUAUAAAUGCAAC
Messenger RNA from Westerdykella ornata, 1609 nucleotides. RefSeq lists its product as uncharacterized. The transcript is spliced from 4 exons. Bases 260 to 1393 code for a protein of 377 amino acids. The record is from RefSeq and is a predicted model, not a curated record. Lineage: Eukaryota; Fungi; Ascomycota; Dothideomycetes; Pleosporales; Sporormiaceae.